This is a messenger RNA of Molossus molossus (Pallas's mastiff bat), 1389 nucleotides long. It is a transcript of the gene ABHD12B, whose product is annotated as abhydrolase domain containing 12B. Gene Ontology annotation, molecular function: phosphatidylcholine lysophospholipase A1 activity; monoacylglycerol lipase activity. Lineage: Eukaryota; Metazoa; Chordata; Mammalia; Chiroptera; Molossidae. Bases 11 to 1057 code for a protein of 348 amino acids. Gene Ontology annotation, cellular component: endoplasmic reticulum membrane. The transcript has 13 exons. The record is from RefSeq and is a predicted model, not a curated record. Gene Ontology annotation, biological process: phosphatidylserine catabolic process; monoacylglycerol catabolic process.
ACGGUGCGCGAUGGACGCGGACGAGGAGGACUGUGUGGCCGCCUGGUGGGACAUGGUCGUGAGGAACGUGCGGUGUGUCCCACAACGCUGUGACACCCUCAGAAGGAAAAUCGCCGCGCAGUACAACAGCUUCACUAGUAAAUCGUUAAUGGAACACAUUUUCCCUCCUCUGAUGGACAUGCUAAUUUACUUCAAUUUUUUCAAAGCGCCAUUCCUCGUGGAUUUAAAGAGACCGGAGUUAAAGUUGCCUCACACCGUGAACUUUUAUAUCAAAGUCGAACCCGGGGUGAUUCUGGGAAUCUGGCACACAGUUCCCAGCUGCCGGGGGGAAGAUGCCAAGGGGAAGGACCGUUGCUGGUAUGAAGCAGCCCUUCACGAUGGCAACCCAAUUAUUGUUUACCUUCACGGCAGUGCAGAGCACAGGGCAGCUCCUCACAGGAUUAAUCUAGUACAGGUGCUGAGUGACGGUGGCUUUCACGUCUUGUCUGUUGACUACAGAGGGUUCGGGGACUCCACAGGGAAGCCCACGGAGGAGGGACUGACUGCGGAUGCUCUUUGUGUCUAUGAGUGGACCAAGGCAAGAAGUGGUACCACCCCUGUGUGCCUCUGGGGCCACUCUCUGGGGACAGGAGUUGUAACAAAUGCUGCAAGAGUACUGGAGGAGAAAGGAUGCCCAGUUGAUGCUAUUGUUCUGGAAGCUCCAUUUACCAACAUGUGGACUGCAAGUAUCAAUUAUCCCUUGUUAAAGAUUUACCGGAAACUUCCAGGAUUUUUACAAACACUUAUGGAUGCCCUGGGAAAAGACAAAAUCGUCUUCCCUAAUGAUGAGAAUGUGAAAUUCCUGUCUUCCCCCCUUCUCAUCCUUCACGGCGAGGAUGACAGCACAGUGCCCCUGGAGAUUGGGAAGCAGCUCUAUGAAAUUGCAUACAAUGCAUACAGGAACAAAGAGAGGGUCAAGAUGGUGAUCUUUCCUCCUGGCUUCCAACACAACCUGCUCUGUAGAAGCCCCACACUGCUGAAAACCGUGAGAGAUUUCCUGAGCCAGCAGUGGGCAUGAGGUCUGGGAGCAGCAGCAAUCUUCAGUGAAGACUUGGUCCAAACACCACCCGUGAUGUGUAUUUUUUGUGUAAAAUUGCACUAGGCUGCUUGGCUGGGCAUUUCUUCAAGUCAGUGGCCAGCGACAAAGCACGGAGGCUGGGCGGUACGGAAUGUUCUCCCGUGGCUUAGCACAGUCUACUUUGUGGAACAUGCUGAAACAUCGCUGCGGAGGAUCAGAAUUUGGUAAAAACUGGAUCCCAUAUAAAGAUGUGUAGUUACCAAAUAUCUGGGCUGUUUGUGAAUAAGGUGUGGUUUUUGGUUUGGACUUGGCAGUGUAAGAAAGGUGCUCCA